Molecule: messenger RNA, 990 nt
Organism: Eruca vesicaria subsp. sativa (arugula)
Lineage: Eukaryota; Viridiplantae; Streptophyta; Magnoliopsida; Brassicales; Brassicaceae
Source: the annotation of a GenBank genome assembly
AUGUGCUUAUCUCAGAGUGUUGUGAGCAAUAUACUCCCCCGCAAGUAUGUAUUUUCAACUUUUGAGUCUGUGCAUGGCUUAAUAUCUUUCACUGAGGAUUGUAACCGUAUUGUAGUAUGGAACCCUUCCAUAAAUCAACACGUAACCAUACCUGUACCCGAAAACUCGAGAAUUGGUCAAAUAUAUUUAGGAUACGAUCCUUGUGGAGAUACAUAUAAAUUGUUGUGGAUACCGGAGUUAUCCGAAUAUUACUCAAACAAUGAUUAUGAUGGGGUCUGGGUUCUAACAUUGGGGGCUGAAGAAUCAUGGAGAAUUAUUGAAGGGAGUACUACUAUGUAUGGCUUAAGAGGUAGUUGGAAAUGCAUCAGUGGAGUUAUGUAUUAUAUAGUACUACCUAUCCCUAGUAACAACCCAGACGGUAGCAAAAUUACCAUAAUGAGUUUCAAUGUGAGGUUUGAAACGUUUAAACCAAUUAAAUUUCCAUGUUGUGGGGAUAACUUUCCUAGGGGGGAGCAUUAUCUGCUGAGUUACCAUGGAAGAUUAGCCCUGGUUUGCUCAUUAGCUACAAAACUAUGGAUUCUUGAAGAUGAAAAAGAAGAAAAAUGGGUAUGUAAUAUUGACUUGCAUUUACCUACUCAUAGAAUGGAUCCAACUAAGAAAAUUAACUAUCAAUUAAGUGAUGCUACUGUUACCGGUGAGUUUAUAUAUUUAGCUUUAGCGGAAGAUGAUAAAGAGAUUCAUAUUCUCUACUAUGAUCCAAAGAAAAACAGCACCAGAAUUUUUAAAUUUGAAGAAAGUAUGUACAAGGAGUUUGAAGGCUUUGGCGGUGGAGGUUGUAAGUUCGAUAUUCCUGACGAGAUGUGCUUAUUUGCAUAUGGAGAACCAAAUCUCACAGGACUUACAUAUGCUUGGAGGUUUGCACGAUGUUACCCGAAUCACAUUGAAAAUCUCAUCUCUCUGAAGAACAUCACUUACUCAAAAUUGGCCUGA